AACAUCAUAAACAGUUGAUUGCUUAUACAUGUACAUAUGUUACGUAUAUUGUAACAGUGUAAACUUAUCUCUCUUACUGAUACUAAUGGCUACUGUUACUGGUAUCUACUGGUCUCUUGUACUGACUGGAUGCAUGAGUCUUGCUCUAUCUACUGUAGUGCUCUUUCAACAAAAAGUUCCUAAUCCUGGUAUAGUACCAUGUCCUGGUGAUAGAGUUGAACUAGAGUGCAUAACUAAUGCUGGUACUGAGAUUGCUACCGUAUUCUUGAGGAUUAAUGAUGGCGGAGCAGCUCAAUUGACAAAUGAGAGUAGAAUUCAUUUACAAGGUAGCUACACAUUUAAUGUUACUAAAGUUGAAGCAACUAUGAGUGGCAAUAUAAUGAGUAGUAUUGCUACUACUGACGAACCAGUGGAUGGUACUAUUCUUAGUUGUGCAGGAGCUGAUCUUAUGCUUGUUAGCUUGCGUAUCAAUGUUUCAGGUCCACCAUUAUCAGUCAAUAAUAUAACAAUUGAUCCAAUUAAUAAUAGUACAAUAUUUAUUAAUUGGAUAGUACAAGAGCAUGUAGAUCAUUAUAAUGUUACUAUUAUUAGUAACAACAGAAAUACUGAGUCUCUUACUACUAACGAUACUAAUAAAACUAUCAAUCCUCUUAUUAUUGGUACUAAUUAUUCAUUUAUUAUUAUUCCUGUUGAUAUGUGUGGAAGUGAAGGACCUCCUUCAUCAUUAAUACAGUAUAUAUGGAAUGUACCAGCUCAAGUUGUUAAUAUUAGUUGGGAUCAGAUAUCAACUGAUAGCAUGACAAUAUGGUGGAGUAACACUCAAGACUAUACUAUUAUACCAGUUCCUCCUACUCAGUAUUACAUUAUUAGUGUAUACAAUACAUCAAACAGUAUUAUAUACAAUAAUAAUACAACUAAUACUAAUACUACUAUCACUGGAAUAUCUCUUACUGAUACAAACUACACCGUUGCUAUUAUACCUGUUAAUAUCAUUGGAUAUGGACCAUCAGCUACAAUUACUAUUACUGGUACAGUUAUAAUGCAAAUAUCAUCAACUUCAAUAGUUAUGGUUACAAAAACUUCCAGUACCGACUCGUCAUACACAAUGUCACCUAUAUCAACUCAUUCAUCAACUACUAAUGAGCCCACUAUUACUGUAAUUCCAAUCAAACCCAGUAGCCAUUUGAAUAUUGUUCCUGUUAUAUCAACAGCUACUGGAGGAAUAAUAUUAAUUAUAAUCAUAAUUAUUAUUAUUAUUAUAAUAUCAACACUAAUAGUACUGAAAUGCAAGAAACAAAGAAGUAAAGACAAUGAAGUACCUAAAAACAUUGAUGCAGCUACUCCUACAUACGAUGAGAUAAUUGUUAAGGCAGCUACAGUACCAAUAUAUGAUACACCAAUGGAACUACAGGCUAAUACUGCUUAUGAUAGACCUGUCAUUAAUAAAGAUAUGAUUGAUGUACAUAAUAACGCUGCAUAUGGACAAAUAACGACGUAAAAUAGCUGAUUCGGACUAAUUUUAAAGCAGUGUAGUUUCAAUU
Molecule: messenger RNA, 1541 nt
Organism: Amphimedon queenslandica
Lineage: Eukaryota; Metazoa; Porifera; Demospongiae; Haplosclerida; Niphatidae
Exons: 9
Coding region: 29-1498 (489 amino acids)
Molecular function (GO): protein binding
Source: RefSeq, a predicted model, not a curated record